CAUCAUCUUCCUCUCCAUUCUUUUCUUCUCACCAAGAAAAUGGAGUCACUGUGCCUGAAGCACCUCAUCGUUGCCACCCAAAACACUCUUCCUGUCAGCUUCUCAACAAACCCAUUUCUCAUAACAAACAUUUUCCCUCAUUCCAGCCGCUCAAGCUUCAUUCUUUCCUCCAAAAGAUCCAACUUUCAAGAUUUUCAGGACUAUGUAAAACCAUCAAGGCUUUUGCCAGCUACAGAAGUGGAGUCUUGCCAAAAUUCCUCACUGGAGAAGGUGAUCACUUCUUUCAAUGACAAGUCGUUUGAGUGUUUAUACAUAGUUAAGCUACGGACAAGUAGCGUGUAUGGAUCAGAUCUGAGUGACGUGAAUUCUGGAGUGCUGCUUUGUCUUAUAGACGAAAACGGUGACUCCAUUUUGCGGAGGAUUUCACCUGGCUUGAUGAAUUACUACAAUUCCAAUGCCCACCAUUUCCAAAGAGGUUCAGUUGAUGAGUUCAUUUUCGAGGGACCCGAACUUGGGAAAAUCACAGCUGUUUGGAUUGGCCUAGAAUCAGGUCAGUGGAGACUUGGAGGCGUGAGCUUGACUGUGAUUUCUCAACAAAAAUCUGUUUCAGCGGAAAAUGAAAAGAAGUCCUUGCGCUAUAAAGGUUUUCAGUACAACUAUGACAUCGAGGACACCCUGCUCGGGGAGAACAGUGAUAUGUCAAUGGUGGAGCUCAGGUCUCGUGUAGUCACCGCGAUUUCUGAGAACAAUAUUAGUCUGCUAAGAGAAAACUCCUUUCCGUCUUCACUCAGCACCAGCAAUGUAUCAAACGAGGAAACGAUGAAGGAAUAUGCAGAUCUGAAAUUUUCUUUGUUACUCUACGAUGCGGCGCUGACUCUUACUGGAUCAUCACUCGCAUCCUUCUCAGCCGGUGAGAAGCCUGCACUUGCGUUCCUAGCGGGAGGGGUUAUAGGAUUCUUAUACUUGUCAUUGUUACAAAGGUCAGUCGACGGCAUCCCAUCUUCAGACUUGGUCACAAGAAAAAGCGGUGGGGAUAUCAACCGAACCUCCGGGGGACUCAAGUGUUCAGUGUCAAGUGUAAUAUUGGCUCUUGCCAUUACUGUCAUUGCUGCAAAAUAUGUUCUUGGAGAUGCUGCUAGGGUGUUGACACCAAUGGAGCUUUUGUUUGGAACCAUUGGAUUUCUCAUGUGUAAAGUUUCUGUGGUUUUAGCAGCAUUCAAACCCUUACCAACUGGUUUAAGAAACAAGUGACACAAUACAAUACUAUUGUACAGUUAUACCUCCAAGACACAAUUGAAAUGUAGUUAUUAGUUUUUUUGGGUGACUA
Messenger RNA from Ipomoea triloba (trilobed morning glory), 1327 nucleotides. RefSeq lists its product as uncharacterized. The transcript is spliced from 3 exons. NCBI's taxonomy places the organism in Eukaryota, Viridiplantae, Streptophyta, Magnoliopsida, Solanales, Convolvulaceae. Bases 40 to 1251 code for a protein of 403 amino acids. Gene Ontology annotation, molecular function: protein binding. The record is from RefSeq and is a predicted model, not a curated record.